CAACCAAUCGUAAACAUUUCAACUAGUGAUCGGGGAGAGUGUGGGCGACAGCGGUUUUCCUUCCGCGUUGAUAUGGUGUGGUUUCAAGACCAGCUCUUCGUUUGUGUUGAUGAGGGGUAGUUUAUUUCACACAUUUUGGACAUUUCGGUUGGAAAGUACGUUUUGUCACUAAUCGUGACUUGCUUGCUAUUGCAUCCCCUGCUUCUCAGUCAAAAUCCCAAGGAGAAGUAGAAUAACUGAAUGGAAGACGACAGUUUUUAGUCAUAAUUGGAAAUUCUGAAAUCGAAUCCAUUAACCAAGACUGUGGAUAUGAUAACAUUGUGAAGGAUAGGGGCUGAAGAGUAAUCGCUUUCUGAAACCGAAUUCAAAAAGCAAAUCUCAAAUAACCCACUUUUUCAAAGGCCAGAAAUCUGUUGAGAGGUAUCAGAUCACUAAGCUAGGGAAUGACGUAACAACUAGGCCUGUUGUUAUCCAGGAUAUAGUGCCUUUCGCUUCGCAAUAUAUAUUUGUUUUGACUAAUACUGUACCAUAAUAUUGUCAUAUUCCUUUCCUUUAAGUCCUCAGAAAGGGUCAGAGAGUCUUAGUCUGGAGAGUUACCAAAAUAGAUUCGUGAAAAGGAUUUUUUGCUGUUGACCAUUGGACUUCGACAUUUGAAAGUUAUUUUUCAUCAACACUUUUGGAUAUCUUGCCUGAGUUGUGUUACUUGAUACAAAUAUCACACCAUGGAUACGGAAAUGAAUGAUAAUUUGGCGGAUAUGCCUGUCCGGAGUAAUCAAAGGAAUGACCUGCCAAAAGUACACCAGCGGCAGCGAAAGGACUCAGUGAUUAGCUUCUCACCGAGCACCAACUCCCAAACACCCAUCCUAAAACCAAGGAGCAUCUCUCAGAGUUCUUACGGAGGGAGUUCCAUUGACAGUGGCAGUAGCUCUGCCUCCACGGAAGACAAAGUGCAAAUUACGAAGUUGAAAUUUUACAUCAAAGUUGGAUUUGGGAUUCUCAUUCCUUUUGUGAUCAUCUUAUUUAUUGCUGUCAUAUAUCUCGUCAUAGCCGUCCACACUUAUAACGAUAUUCGCUACCCAGACGGGAAAUUGUCUAGCUUUGGCAAACAGACUGAUCGUGACGAGAAGGAGCCUCUUUGCAUCGAAUGUGCGAAGCUGCAAUUUACGCUUGCUCCCGAGAACAUCAUCCUUGAUAAGCUGGUGAGAAAAAUGGAAGGGGGCAAGCAAAUCUGCUGCGCAGGGACUGCCGAGCAGACAGACCUCUUUUUGAAGAGAUACAUCGAUGUAAAGUUGAAAGAAGAAAGAGCAAGUGGUGGGCUGUGUAUGGGCACCUCCGCAGGUCUCUCAGGGCGAGAUUUCAGGAGCAGCCGCAGCGCCACCAACCCCAAGGAUGGAGUCAGAUGUACUAACUCGCAGAAUCCUUCCGUUCAUUUGAUCGGUACUGAUGAGAUGGGGGAUGCAGAUUUGAAUAACGGUCCCAGCAAAAUCACCAAAUGGGCUGACAACUCUGAUAUCGCCUUCCGUAACAGCGUCGGCUUCAAUAAGAAGACUGGAACACUGAGUGUCCCCAAGAGUGGCUUCUACUAUGUCUAUAGCCAGAUUCACUUCAUCCAAAUCUUCCCUCGCGUUUCGAGUUACCCGAACCCCGGAGAACACUCGGCACACGACAGAACCCCCAACUCCAACAGCCUAACACACACCAUCAUGCGGACCCACCUCCGGUAUUACCCCGAGGAGAUGCUGAAGCGACGACAGUCACAGUGCUGGGUGACCAACAAGCUCUACAGCGAAUACACAAGUUAUAUGGGCGGCAUAAUGAACUUGCGACAGGGCGAUGAGGUAUUUGUGGAGGUGUCGAACAAGUCGAUGAUUUCGAAUCAGUCAAAGAUGAAUUUCUUCGGCUUGUUCUAUGUUUCACCGAAUGAGAGGCCGUGAUUUGUGUCUUGGUCGCAUCUCGAGAAGAAAUUAGCUAGACUUUUUCCAAGUCUAUAAUUGGCCAUGCCCGAAGAGUUUGAAAAUGUCCAAGACGUCAGUAUCAUCUAAAACGGGAAUUACCGGCAGUGGCAUGAUCGAUGAUUAAUGUCUGUCAAGGUCAGCAUCGCAUUCUGCCAUGUUUGCGGCCAUGUGCCAUUUUUUGAUGAUCAUGACCCCGAUGACACUUGAUGUCCCUCUUGUUUGGGUACAUACUAUUAAAUAUACUAUUGAUUACAUACUACCUUUCGACUUUGAUUGAAAUGCAACGAACUAAACAAAAAACAUUAUUCGGUGCUUCAUAUUUAUCUGUGAUAAAAUUUCGGCGAACUAAAGAGUGCAAUAGAAAGUGCGUGCACACAUGAAAAUGGAGUUUUAACGUCUUUGAUUGUUAUUUCACAAUUGAACGAACCAUGGUGAUGUUUUGUCAGGUACUGUAGAACUGGGGAUGCUGCUUUUACAGAAAGUUGCAUGAAGCAGAGGUUUUCUUUCACUUUCCGCUGAUGCUGGUGACGCACCCUGCAUACUUCGCCACUGGCACAUGAUCAAAACAAAUGGCCCCGACUGCAUGAUAACCCUAACAAAAUUAUUACUUGAUGCGGAUUGUUUGUAGGUCUGGUGUUUGAUCUUCAAGUGCCUGUGACUCGCCCCACGAUUUGUAGGAUCUUUUUUCAUGGGGUUUGCUGUUAAACAAUGUCAAAUUAAAAAUAAAAAUAUAGGUCCAAUUCGAAAAUGUAAAACGGCUUAAUGCGAGAUUGAUGGGCUUACUCUGUUGAUUACCAAAUGUUAAUAUGGCCAUCCGCAACUAAACACUCCAGAAUCUGCCAAAACAUCCACGGGGGGAGGGGCACGCUGUUGAUCAUGUUGUUAUGCUAGCACUACACUGAUUAGGAUUCUGCUGCUGGAUCUCAUUCGACUUUGAAUUCUUCUGUGCAAGAUCAAGUGGUGUAAUCCUCGUCCAGUAGGCCUUCAACAUCAUGUUUUUGUCCAAGUUUGUUGUUAUUAGUAAGUUAGGUGGUCUUUUUGCCAAUUAAAGGUAAGAAACCACUAUUUUUUCCUUUGCUGGAACCGGUGAAAUGUCCUACUUUUUCCUAUUUUAAUUGAAAAAUUCCUAAAAAUGUCCUUUUACAUUUUUAGGAAUUUCUUAGGAUUUUUUUCUUUAAUUAAAAUUGAAGAAACAAAUCCGUAUUUUCCUCCUUUUUGACUCAGAAGGCCUGCAAUAGGCCUGGAUGUUUGCAAUCGUAAAUGUAUAUAUUGAUCGAGAGCCAUGUCAAGAUGUGGUUUAUUUGGUAUUGUAUCUUGUGCGUCAAGUGAUAUUCCAAUGUUUGAUCAGUGAUUUGAUUGUCUUGGGUUUAAUGAACCUGUGUUAACAUAAAUAGAUUAACUUCUUAACAUUUUAUAGUUGAAAGUAGUACAUAUUUCACUCUUGACAAAACUUCUUUUGGAAGGUGCUUCGCAAUGCCACAAUCUUUACUAAGAUUAUGCAUUUUUCUAAACCUGUCUUCAAUUCUUGAAGUAGAAAAAAGCUAAUUACAGAAAUGUUUCUUCGUGAGAAGAAAAACUUAAAGAAAUAUCGUGGUAGGUUAUUUCUUACUAUGAUAUUCGCUUUAAUCUAAUGACUAGAUAGAUAUAAAUGUAUAAUCUACUCUAGAUUUAUAAUGUUCAUGUUUUAAUUGCUUUGUAGCUCUAUCAACUCACCCUGCAUGUCGCAUAUAUUAUUGUUUCCAAAGAAAAUGUAAUCUGUCGACCUGCGCUGUCGAAAGUAAGAAGUAAGACAGACAUUGAAGUACUUCAUUGGAGUUAUUUAUCGCAUUAUCUGUAAGUUGAUGUACGACACACGACAUUCUGAACGUUGUUUGAUAUCACCUAAGAACACAUCAUUCUUACAAAUGUUUACCUUGAUGUGUAUAUGUUUUGAGAAAAUCUCGGCUGAAGAGAAACGACUUAAGAUGAGAAUCAAUAUGGCAUGUUGGUGACAUCACUAUCUGUUGCUUCGUUUCUAAACAACUUGCGACCCACCCUGGAAGUUCAUAUGGAAUGUUGUUUUUCCUCUCACUUUUCCGCCCACUUUUCAGCAUCAUGCAACAAUCACCUACAUUUGACAGCAAGGUUACUGAUACAAGACCAUUCUCCAUCGACAUGAUCGACUUGCGAUUAACUGGGAAAAAGAAAAUCAGAAGAGAAACUUAUGCCUGCAAUAUUUUCGUGUGAGUUCAUAAUGUACGAAAAAAAUGAUUACCCAAAAUGACUGUCGGUAGACCCGACGGUACAAUAUUGGCGAUUGGGAACAAGAGACUCCUUGUAUCAAGAAUACACCUGUAUUCCCUAUUGCCAUUUUGAUGACACACAGAAUCGGGUGAUAAUCAGGAGGGUACUUAAUUUAAAUGAGAUUAAAAUAAGAAUCAUUUAAUUGCGGCCAGUAGAGGUACCACACGAUUGUGUUCAGCACUUUAGUAGGGAACGCACAAUAUAUACACUAUGGAUUUCUAUCGAUACGGUAAAAGAUUUUAUUUUCUUAAUUGCAUGAUUUAACCAUAAUGGCAAUCAUCUAUCAUUACAUGUCAUAUAGCAUGUACAAAUUAGUUUUAGUUGAUUUUAUAAGGUUUUCAUUUCUGCACAUAUAAUAUUUUAUCAUCAUGUACAUGUUUCUUUGAUAAGCUGGUUAGUUGUAAAUUGCUGUCGUUACAUGUAUGUUUAAAACAUCAGCGUAACCACAAAUUAGAGUGAAAUCUAUGUAAUCGCAUUAUAAUUGCAAAUUUAGCUUUCCUUCCACAAGCAUAUCACUGCCGUAGGGUAACAUUCAUGUUUAAUUAGAUAAAAGGGUUUGGACGUCAUGAUAUUUUACAUUUUUCUUACAUGACCAUCGCAAAUCUCACUAGGCCUACUCCAAUGGACAAACAACGUGUUUGUAGGUCAUGUAGUGAAGAAAAUAUAACCCUUUUUCUCGGGCAACAUGGUUUUUUCUGUCCUUGAAUGUGAUAUCACCCUCGGUCUCCGGCCUUCUGGGUUGUAUGACACAUUUCACAUUCCUCGGGCCAGAAAAAUCCAUAUUGCCCUCGACAAAGGGAGUGAUAAUUAAACAGUACUGCUGAUAGAACAUUCUUAAACUCAUGAUGACGGGGAGGAGGUGCGUCCCUCAGUUUUCUAGGAUGAACUUUCUAAAUCUUUUUUCGACAUGAAUUUUCCUUUUGCCAUUAAUUUCCAUCUUGAAUGGACAAUAUUUUACAUAUCAAAAUUAUAUGAUCACUUAGUGAAUGAUGCAGCCGGACAAUUGCACAGCAUUACAUGUUUCUACUGUUUUUGACUGUUGCAGUACAUAGACUGAAUAAUUUAUAAAAUGAUAUACGGGUUGAAGUCAAAUGAAUCAAAUGCACUUAAUUUUCUUUCCACGCGUGCUUUUCUUUUGCUCCGAGCAAUUCUUCACUUUUUGUGUGUACAUUUAUUGAUUCUGUUUUACUGAAAUGUUGAUUUGCAUAUUUUGAUAAAGGGGUUUUCCGCUCUGAUUCGAAAAGGUUUUUUGAUAUAUGCACUGUACAUUCGAUAUUAAAAUGGACAUCAGUCCGGACCGUUUUCAUUGAAGGUAAAAAAAGAACAAUUCUAAAUGUAAAUAAUACAAAUGUAUUUUGUAUAUACCGGUAAAUAUACGCAUAGAAUAUAUUUAGGAUAAAUAAAAAAUCAAUAAAACA
Molecule: messenger RNA, 5656 nt
Organism: Lineus longissimus
Lineage: Eukaryota; Metazoa; Nemertea; Pilidiophora; Heteronemertea; Lineidae
Exons: 5
Coding region: 723-1934 (403 amino acids)
Biological process (GO): immune response
Cellular component (GO): membrane
Molecular function (GO): tumor necrosis factor receptor binding
Source: RefSeq, a predicted model, not a curated record